Saitoella complicata NRRL Y-17804 is the source of this 820-nucleotide messenger RNA. RefSeq names its product terpenoid cyclases/Protein prenyltransferase. NCBI's taxonomy places the organism in Eukaryota, Fungi, Ascomycota, Saitoellomycetes, Saitoellales, Saitoellaceae. The coding region runs from base 107 to 742 and encodes 211 amino acids. Gene Ontology annotation, cellular component: Rab-protein geranylgeranyltransferase complex. The record is from RefSeq and is a predicted model, not a curated record. The transcript has a single exon. Gene Ontology annotation, molecular function: Rab geranylgeranyltransferase activity. Gene Ontology annotation, biological process: protein geranylgeranylation.
GUGCUUUACAGGUUCUUGUGAUACGGGAUGCGCUGGACAGAAUAGACACUGAGAAGAGUGUUCAAUGUUCGUCGCUGUUUCCUUCUUAUUUAGGACGAGGCUACUGAUGGGGCAAACAGAUAUUGCAAGCCUACAACUUCCCAGUGGUGCCUUCACCGGCGACAACUGGGGCGAAACCGACGCUCGGUUCGUUUACACCGCCUUCAACGCCCUUUCCCUCCUCAACCGUCUCGAUGCAAUCGACAUUGAUGCAUCCAUUCAGUACAUCCUCUCUUGUCACAACUUCGACGGUGGCUUCGGCUUCGCACCAGGCGACGAAUCCCACGGCGGCGCUGCAUUCGUUUGCUUAGGCACCCUCGCAAUCGCCCAAAAACUCCACCUCAUCGCAACGGAUCAAUGCGCCUCCUGGCUCUCCGAACGUCAACUCCCCAAUGGGGGCCUGAAUGGCCGUCCAGAAAAACUCGAAGAUGUCUGUUAUUCUUGGUGGGAUCUGUCGUCGCUGUCGAUCCUGGGCCGGGUGGAUUGGAUUAGUUGGGAGAAGCUUAUGGAGUUUAUCUUGUCGUGUCAGGAUCCAGAGGGUGGUGGGUUUAGUGAUCGGCCGGGGAAUAUGGUUGAUGUUUUUCAUACAUUGUUUGGAGUUGCUGGGUUAAGUUUGUUGGGGAUGGAGGGGUUAGAGGAGGUUGAUCCGGUUUAUUGUAUGCCGAAGAAGGUCAUGGAGAGGGUGAUGAAAGGGCGGCGGUAGUCGUAAAGUCAACGUGUUCACUUUGGGAGAAUUCGGACCUUACAAUCGAUAUUUCAGCAUUCAGUUCACCAAUCGUAC